This is a messenger RNA of Drosophila bipectinata, 1733 nucleotides long. RefSeq names its product arrestin domain-containing protein 17. Gene Ontology annotation, cellular component: cytoplasm. Gene Ontology annotation, biological process: protein transport. The record is from RefSeq and is a predicted model, not a curated record. Lineage: Eukaryota; Metazoa; Arthropoda; Insecta; Diptera; Drosophilidae.
UAAACUUUAGUAACGGAUACAGAAAAAUACGGCAGCAUAAACGGCCGCCUGUGCGUAGGCAACACAUGACUCCCUGUACAAUGCUUUUUAAUUAAAUUACAAAUUAAUUGGUCUCUGAUAAGAAGCGACACUGAGGCACGCCACUGGCAGCCCUAGGCCAGAUUAGAUAAAGGCUUUGGCGAUAUUGGCGCUACACCUAGUUCUUAAUGGUCGACCACUUUGUUAACAAGUUCAGACAACGCUAAACAGUCGGGCCGGACAGAAAGUGCAGUGCGAAAGAUGGCGUAUAGUUGUAACAUCCAACUGGACAACCCCCGUGGGGCCUAUCGAGCCGGCGAGACCAUUAAUCUGACGGUAUUUUUGACCCUCACGGAACGCGCGCUUAUUAAAGCGAUUUCUCUUGAGUCAAAUGGUUAUGCCUAUACAGCUUGGCAGGAGCCUCAAAAAAAAAGAAAAUCAAAAAAUCCCAGUACCCAAUCACAAAAUAUAUUAUUAGAUUUUGAAAACCGGGUGGAUUAUUUUGCGAAAAUCGAUUACUUUUUGGGAUCAGAAGCGGCUCAGCCACAAAUAAUCGAAGCGGGCACCUACAAAUACGGCUGUGUCGUGAAGCUCCCAAAAAACUGCCCUGGAAAUUUUGAGGGAACUUACGGGCAUAUUCGGUAUAUUUUACAAGUUCUGGUCCACAGCAGUGCUAAUCGUCCGGUAAAUGUGGUCCAUGUCAGUACACUGCAGAUAUUUCCGCUAAAUAGUCUACCUCAGGAGUCCCGAAGCUGUGAGGAACAUUUAAUAGAGGAAACUCCUCGUUUGAAAUUCUGGAUGAAACCACUAGAGAUGAAAGUGCAAAUUCCCAGACAAGGCUACUCGCCGGGCUCCGGUAUUUCUGUUCACGUAAAAGUUCAUAAUCCGGAAAAACUGCAACUUCGUGAAGUUAGUUACGCCCUUGUACAGAUAAGCACCUUUGUGGGCCAGCAAAAGAAAAAGCCAAAACGCAGAGCUUCUAAAGUUCAGCGACACAUAAUCUUAAGCAGUUGUCACGAGCUCUUUAAUCUUCCGCGUGCAGAGCUCGAAAACUUUCAGCACCUUUAUAUGCUGCAAGUGCCACAAACGGCGGCUACUCUGAUCGUCGCUGAAUGUGCCUGCAUUCAGCUAAACUAUGAGGUUGAGGUUAUGGUACGGACCCAGAACCCCAAGCGCUUUAUUGUGGUGAGAAUCCCAGUUACUAUCGGAAAUGUGACGCCCCCUUGUCCGGGUAAACUUUUAAUGAAGGAACCAACACAAAUUACUGGUCCAGGACCAAUGGCUCCAACAGAAACUGCGUUAAAAUUGGAGCAAAGCUUUAGUACCUCCACCUCCUCUUUGGUUUCUAAUUUUCGUGAAGCUGAAUUUAUGGAAGCUACCAAUCUGAACAAGACAACCAAACACUACCUUUCUGGUGAACAUUUGGAUUUUAGACCGCGAUACGUUUAUUAUGAAAGGGAUCAGUUAAAAUGAAGCACAACAAACAACCUACUUCGGAAACGCUAUUCUAUACAGGGAAAUUGAUUUAAGUUUAUUAAUUUUAUUUUACAGUGCACACCUAUAAUUGUGUCGCGAACACUGCCGUUACAGUGUACAAUUUAUUUUAAAAUGAAAAAAUAAGAAAUAGUACCUAUGUUUUUAUUAAUCCCAAAAGAAUUUUGUAAAAUCUUAGAAUUUAUUCAAAAUUUGUGGAACAAAAUGCCCCAGUUGAUCUA